AGACCUGUUAUGACAAUGGAAGAUACUACCAGAUAAACCAGCAGUGGGAGCGCAUUUACCUGGGAAACACGCUGGUCUGUACCUGCUACGGUGGAAGCCGAGGGUUUAACUGCGAAAGCAAGCCGGAGCCUGAAGAAACUUGCUUUGACAAAUACACUGGAUCCACUUACCGAGUAGGGGAGACUUAUGAGCGCCCCAAGGACUCCAUGAUCUGGGACUGCACUUGCAUUGGAGCUGGACGUGGGAGAAUCAGCUGCACCAUUGCCAAUCGCUGCCAUGAGGGCGGCCAGUCCUACAAGAUCGGCGAUACCUGGCGGCGGCCGCACGAGACUGGCGGCUACAUGCUGGAGUGCGUGUGCCUGGGCAACGGGAAGGGCGAGUGGACCUGCAAGCCUGUGGCCGAGCGAUGCUACGACAACGCGGCCGGGACAUCCUACGUGGUUGGUGAGACCUGGGAGAAGCCCUACCAGGGCUGGAUGAUGGUGGACUGCACCUGCCUGGGGGAGGGCAGCGGCCGCAUCACCUGCACCUCCAGAAACAGGUGCAAUGACCAUGACACCAAGACUUCCUACAGAAUUGGAGAUACCUGGAGCAAGAAGGAUAACCGUGGAAACUUGCUUCAGUGUAUCUGUACUGGUAACGGCAGAGGUGAAUGGAAAUGUGAAAGACACACGUCCCUGCACACAACUAGCACUGGAUCUGGCUCUCCUAGCUUCACAAACGUGCAGACUGCACUGUACCAGCCCCAGCCUCAACAGCCUCAGCCUCAGCCGUAUGGCCAGUGCAUAACUGAUAAUGGAGUGGUCUAUUCUGUGGGUAUGCAGUGGCUGAAGACACAGGGCAGCCAGCAAAUGCUUUGUACCUGCCUGGGCAACGGAGUCAGCUGCCAGGAAAUAGCUGUGACCCAAACAUAUGGCGGCAAUUCUGAUGGAGAAGCUUGUGUUCUGCCUUUCACCUACGACGGGAGGACUUUCUAUUCCUGCACCACCGAAGGCCGCACAGACGGGCACCUCUGGUGCAGCACCACUUCCAACUUUGAGCAGGACAAGAGAUACUCCUUCUGUACUGAGCAGAACGUUUUGGUCCAGACCCGCGGUGGCAAUUCCAACGGUGCUCUGUGCCACUUCCCCUUCCUGUACAACAACCGCAACUACACCGACUGUACUUCUGAGGGACGGAGGGACAACAUGAAGUGGUGUGGAACCACGGAAAACUAUGACGCUGACCAGAAAUUUGGUUUCUGCCCUAUGGCUGCCCACGAAGAAAUCUGCACAACCAACGAAGGAGUCAUGUACCGUGUCGGGGACCAGUGGGAUAAGCAGCAUGACAUGGGCCACAUGAUGAGAUGUACUUGUGUAGGAAAUGGCCGUGGAGAAUGGACUUGCAUUGCCUAUUCACAACUCAGAGACCAGUGCAUUGUGGACGGCAUCACCUACGAUGUGAACCAGACCUUCCACAAGCGUCACGAUGAGGGGCACAUGCUGAACUGCACGUGCUUCGGCCAGGGCCGGGGAAGGUGGAAGUGUGAUCCUGUUGACCAGUGCCAGGAUUCCGAAACGCGCACCUUCUACCAGAUCGGAGAUUCCUGGCAGAAGUACGUCCAUGGUGUCCGGUACCAGUGCUACUGCUACGGCCGUGGCAUCGGGGAGUGGCACUGCCAGCCGCUGCAGACCUAUCCUGGGUCAGCUGGGCCUGUACAGGUGAUCAUCACAGAGAGUACAAAUCAGCCAAACUCCCAUCCCAUCCAGUGGAAUGCUCCUGAAAGAUCUCACAUCACCAAGUACAUCCUGCGCUGGAGACCGAAAAACUCAGGAAGGCAGUGGAAGGAGGCCACCGUCCCUGGCUACCAGAACUCCUACACCAUCUCAGGCCUGAAGCCUGGUGUGAUAUAUGAAGGGCAGCUCAUCAGUGUUCAGCGCUAUGGCCACAAAGAGGUCACCCGCUUUGAUUUUACCACAACCAGCACCACAGCAGUGACGAGCAACACUGUUUCAGGAGAGACGACUCUUCUCCCUCCCGUCGUUGCUACUUCAGAGUCAGUCACUGAAAUCACAGCCAACAGCUUUGUUGUGUCCUGGGUUUCUGCUUCUGACACAGUUUCUGGAUUCCGUGUUGAGUAUGAGCUGAGUGAGGAGGGUGAUGAGCCGCAGUAUCUUGAUCUUCCAAGCACAGCCACUUCUGUCAAUAUCCCUGACUUGCUUCCUGGUCGCAAGUAUAUUGUUAAUGUCUAUCAGAUCUCUGAGGAAGGAGAGCAGAAUCUAAUUCUGUCUACUUCACAGACUACAGCUCCCGAUGCACCUCCUGAUCACACCGUGGAAAGCGUAGAUGACACAUCAAUUGUCAUUAGCUGGAGCAGACCCCAGGCUCCCAUCACAGGCUACAGAAUUAUCUACACACCCUCUGUCGAAGGCAGCAGCACAGAGCUCAACCUCCCUGACACUGCAACCUCUGUAACACUGAGUGACUUGAUGCCGGGCGUUCAGUACAACAUCAGCAUCUAUGCAGUGGAAGAAAAUCAGGAGAGUGCUCCUGUCUUCAUCCAGCAGGAAACCACGGGUGUCCCACGCACAGAUGAGGUUCCUUCACCCAGAGAUCUGCAAUUUGUGGAGGUUUCUGAUAUCAAGAUCACCAUCAUGUGGACCCCACCGCAGAGCCAAGUGUCUGGCUAUCGAGUGGAAGUGAUCCCUGUCAAUCGCCCUGGCCAACACGGCCAGAGGCUGCCUAUCACCAGGAGCUCUUUUGCUGAAGUGGUUGACUUGCUCCCAGGAACAACCUAUCUCUUUAAGAUCUUUGCCGUGAGCCAGGGCAGGGAGAGCAAACCUUUGACUGGAGAGCAAACCACCAAAAGUAUUCACAUAAAUUGCAUCCUGUAAUCGAAAGUCCUGGGAAACAGAAAUCAUUCAGAGUUCCCAAGGAAAACCCUGCAGCAAAAGUCUCUUCCCACGGUGUAAAUGUGAUUCUCUUCUUGGCCUUAAAAAGCAGUCCACAA
This is a messenger RNA of Merops nubicus (carmine bee-eater), 2989 nucleotides long. Its product is annotated as fibronectin-like. NCBI's taxonomy places the organism in Eukaryota, Metazoa, Chordata, Aves, Coraciiformes, Meropidae. The transcript has 19 exons. Gene Ontology annotation, molecular function: proteoglycan binding; integrin binding. The record is from RefSeq and is a predicted model, not a curated record. Gene Ontology annotation, biological process: nervous system development; cell-substrate junction assembly; heart development. The annotation marks the transcript as partial. Gene Ontology annotation, cellular component: extracellular region.